Molecule: messenger RNA, 2738 nt
Organism: Amoebophrya sp. A25
Lineage: Eukaryota; Dinophyceae; Syndiniales; Amoebophryaceae
Source: the annotation of a GenBank genome assembly
GUACACCAGGCCAUACGUGCCAUCUUGAGCAGAUUAAUUUUCCUCUGCACACGAACUUGGUGGAUCACCACCCUUCUAUUUUUCCAUAACACCGUAUUUUUAUAGAUUUGACUUCAGGAAGUGGAAGAGGAAGUGGCCCGGAAGGCUUAACGACAUCGAAUCUUCAUCAAUAAGAUAAAGAUUUGAUAAAGACUGGUACUGUCGCGGCUGUUACAACUUCGUAGGAGGACCAUCAGACUAGUAAUUACAAGUAGGAAGAGCACUUAGUUUCCUGAAAGCGCGUGCACAAAACUCAUCUUCAGUAACGUUAAAUAAAGCACCAUCCAUAAAGGAAAAUGUCUGACGAGGAUUACACCUUCGAGAAGGCCGCCGCAGGCGCUUCCCUGACUUAUCCGGCUGAGGCUGGCUCCCUCCGCAAAAACGGACACUGCAUGCUCAAGGGAAACCCAUGUACAACCGCACUGAUUUUAUUCUUUCCGGGCAAAUGUGUUGCUCGUGAAAGUUGUACGGCCUGCUUCAGGACCGGGGAUACAUUGAACAAAUCGAUGAGCAUGCCGAAUAAUUUUGUUGCGUCAUUUUGCGGCGUGCCGCCUGUCAAUUAUAAGCGAGUUUGAUCAUCGCGCUCAACUUACACACAACAGCCCCAAUCAGAGCAUCAUAAAAUUACUAUCUUGGGUAAGAGGUACGACUAGUAACUCAAACACUACAGGUAAAAUCGUCGAAAUUUCUGUGUCGAAGACGGGAAAACACGGACACGCCAAGUGCCACAUCGUUGGUAUUUCACUUUCUUUUCAUUGGUUGCCUUUAUAGGACAGCCCAGCAAAUCCAAAAUUUAAAUUACGAUACAUGUGAAUGAUCAGAUUUCUACGGUUUUAUGAUGUAUGGAACCAGUCGGUCGUAUAAAUAUAGCUGCCGCGCCUCUACUCGGGUCGCUACGGGACCAGGCAGCUCUGAGUUGCUACGUGGUUCGAAUGAGUGCAUGAGUCUGAAAAUGCAUUUGAAUCUAACAAGAUAGUAAAAUCAAAAUUUUUUGGCUAUGCGUCGAAAUUUCUGAUUCCGACACGUUUCUUUCUGCUCAGCACCUACUCUUUACUGGAAACGGAUUCAUUAAAAAAUGAAUAUAAUCAAUUUUUUUGGGAUUCAUCAUGAAAAUGCGAUUUCAAAUUGGAAAAUUUCAGGUACCGAUAUUUUCACGAAUAAGAAGUAUGAGGAUUUGUGCCCGUCUACGCACAAUAUGGAUGUUCCGAACGUGAACCGUGUCGAGUAUCAGCUUUUAGAUAUUGACACUGAUGCAGGAUCUGUGUCGGUGUUGUUGGAAAACGGUGAUACCAAGGAUGACUUGAACUUGCCGAAAGACUCGUCGGGUAACUACGAAGAUGAGGCCGAGAAGUUACUAGCUGCUUUCGAGGAAGGUACUGACUUGGCUAUUUUAGGGUCACUAACGCUAUCGAAUAAACGUUGUUGCUCUUGCCUAAUCGCAAGUCUGUAUUCCUAUUCGGUUCUUCUAUUUCAGCGUUUCCAUUACAAUCUCGAUUAUUAGUUGUUGAAUGAGUCGCUAUAAUGUGUAAGUGUAAUUCAUUUUUGUUGUUCUUCUUGCUUUUAAUUACAUACCACUAGUACUAGUAUUAGUCAGAGUACCUCCUCCUAGUACUACUUCUACUUCUUUCUCAAAUUAAGCCAGCGACUUCACAAGUAUUCCUUAACGUACAGUAGGGAGAGGCUCAAUGCCAUUUGACUAAGCUGCUCUUAUCCUCUUCUCCUACAUUACCAGGCAAAUCGCUCCUGAUUACCGUAUUGGUGUCUAUGGACAAAGAGAAGAUCGUUUCUUUUAAGGAGAUCCAGGGUUAAGUCUGGUUCCCCGCUGCUACGCGAAUUGACGUGAGCAGAGCUAGUAUUUUUGAUCGCGUGUUGGGGCUUGCGACUGUGGUAUCGUGGUGUGAAGGACGAACAAAAACAAAUGUAAGCGUUGCAGAGACGAGAUGAGCUUCAUAUUCCUUCAAAUUGGUAGUACUAGCAAAUCAUGUAACCGGCAACAUGAAGAUGAAGUCUGGGUGAAGCUCUGCGGAGUAGCUGUACUUGGCAUACACCUCUUCACGUCGGAUAUAUAACUUCGUAACACAGUCACAGGUAUUGCCAUAGACUCUUCACGCACGAUACACAUAAGGUUUUGUCUCCACCAAGAGCAUGAUUACCCAUCGUUCUAAUGAUUCCUUCCCUAGUGUUGAAACGCAUAGUCAUGAUCGAUCGUUGCUUUUGUAAUUCUGAUGUUGGACGAACAUUUGUGUGAGCAUUCAAUCUUAAUCAGUAUCAGGUUGGUAGUGAAGACGUUGUCAUCAAAAUCAGGCUCCAGACUAGAGCAAGAUAUUUACAAGCAAAUCUAUCAGACAUUGGCAUACUAUCCCGUAAUAUUAUCGUUCAUCGAUAGUGUAGUGUUUACCGUUACUGGCUAUUCACCUUGUCGAGGUUAAAGCUGACUUAUCGAUCGCUAAUUAAUUCUCCAGAUCCAAAAGGCUAUGAUUAAUAUAUAAAUAUGUCGAUGUGAACUGUCAUAGGCACGACGGACAACGAAUGAAACGAUAUGGAUGCGCGAUGUCGUGAGCGAGGAACCGCAUAUGCAUAUGAUGAAAAGCCUUCACUGAAGAUGAACAUUGCAAUCAUUUGCUUACAGCAUAGAGAACAUAGAUGCGCGAAUUAUUCUGACCGACGACUACUUGUGUUGGGCCGGUCAUACCGGCUUG